This is a messenger RNA of Carassius auratus (goldfish), 2007 nucleotides long. RefSeq names its product alpha tubulin acetyltransferase 1 (gene atat1). Gene Ontology annotation, biological process: alpha-tubulin acetylation. Gene Ontology annotation, molecular function: tubulin N-acetyltransferase activity. The transcript is spliced from 11 exons. NCBI's taxonomy places the organism in Eukaryota, Metazoa, Chordata, Actinopteri, Cypriniformes, Cyprinidae. The coding region runs from base 487 to 1389 and encodes 300 amino acids. The record is from RefSeq and is a predicted model, not a curated record. Gene Ontology annotation, cellular component: microtubule.
UCUCUCUCUCUCUAUCUCUCUCUCUCUCUAUCGCGCUCUGUUUGGUUGCUAUGCAGCACAAAGUUGUGCGUCGUUGCCAAGAGGAAACGGAAAUAAAUCUUCUGAAGCCGCAGAAGUCUAAAGCUUUUUUGUUUUGUUUACAUUUUUAGAGCUGUAACAAUAAACUCUAAAUCACUGGCAGGUGCUGCGGGACUCCUGCGGUGUUGUCGCGUCUGCACGCGUGUGUGGGGUGUACUGCACAGAUAUAUACGGGUGUACUGGGGCGGACCGCUCGCGCUCAUCAUCAGAGAGACACACAGACACAAUGGGAGGACAGAAGCUGCACUGAUAACCAGUCUACUACUGAAGCGGCACUGAUGUGGAGCUGGUGUUUGAAGAGCAGGCCAGAGAUGCAGUGAGAAUCGAUUGGCACUGUGAUAAAUGCAUUUGAAUCUGCAGUAGGGCAUUAGUGAGGUAUUGUCUUAAGAUUUCAGCUCUGUCCUUACGAUGGAUUUCCCUUUCGACCUGAAUGCGCUGUUCACCGAGAGAAUUACCGUGCUGGAUAACAACUUGAGUGCAGCUCGGAGAGCGUAUGGGAGACCAGAUCCUAUUCUUCAGAUCAGCACAGUUAUAGAUGAGCUGGGCAAAGCCUCCUCUAAGGCCCAGCAGCUGCCUGCUCCUAUAACCAGUGCAGCGAAGCUCCAGGCCAACAAACACCAUCUCUACAUCCUGAAAGAUGGAGAACAGAAUGGAGGGAGGGGUGUUAUCGUUGGUUUUCUGAAGGUUGGCUACAAGAAGCUGUUUUUACUUGACCAGCGGGGGGCGCAUUUGGAGACCGAGCCUUUAUGUGUGCUGGAUUUCUAUGUGACAGAGACACUGCAGAGACAUGGAUACGGGCUCGAGCUCUUUGACUUCAUGCUGAAACACAAACGGGUGGAGCCUGAACAGAUGGCGUACGAUAGACCUUCUCCUAAAUUCCUGUCAUUUCUAGAAAAGCACUGUGAUCUCAAGAACAGUGUGCCUCAGGUGAAUAACUUUGUGGUGUUCACUGGAUUCUUCCAGAGUAGAUCAGGAACACCUCCCUCCCCUUCAACGGAUCAGGGGAUGUACGGAUUUUUCUGUCCAGCUGAGAAAAGUCCUGCCAAAAAAGCCAGAGGGAGAGAUCAAACCAUAUUCACUAAUGGAAAGAGAAGUGGUUCGGGAGGAGCAGAGGGUUCUCCCCUGGCCGUUCGUACGCCCCGUGGGUCCCCCCCACUCUCCCCCUCUGCUUCCCUCAUCUCCACAAUCCCGUUCACUCAGUGUGGGAUCCUCCCCCAGCCGGGCCCCACUCCGCCCCGCCGCGGCCCCCGGGACCCCCUCCUCCCAGCUCAACGACAGCUGCAGGGCAAAACGCACCAGCUCUCUAAAUAGAUCUAGGCUCAGCUUUCAUUGACCCUCAGUCUUUAACGUCAUUGUAUUAUUAAACUUCUUAGCAAGUUCAAAUUAAAGGAGUAGUUCACCCAGAAUUGAAAAUUUGCUGAAAGUUUACUCACCCUCCGGUCAUCCAAGAUGUAGAUGAGAUUGUUUCUUCAUGGGUACAGAUUUGGAGAAUUACAUCACUUGGGUCACCAGUGGAUCCUCUGCAGUGAAUGGGUGCCGUCAGAAUGAGAGUCCAAACAGCUGAUAAAAACAUACACAAAUAAUUCACACAACUUUACAUCGUGUAAGGGGAAAAGAUAUGUGUUUGUAAGGAACAAAGCCUGGGGGCAAUUUAAUAUUAUAGUCUUAUCCUUAUUAGUAAAAAUAUAUCAGUUGUAUUAUUAAUUAGUGCACCUAUAUUUGUUUCCAGUAUCAAAAUAUGAUGUAUUUCAAGUAGUCUGAGUUAUAUACAUCAUAUUAAAUGUAUAAUGUAUAAAGCGUACAAUGCAAUUGCCCCCGGUCUCCCCUAUUCUCAAUAUGGUAUUACAUAAUAUUCAUGUUUUAUCAGCUGUUUGGACUCUCAUUCUGACGGCACCCAUUCACUGCAAUGGAUCCACUUGUGAGCAAGUG